UUCGUAUUUUUUACGGAACAUAGCACAUACCGAACUGUACCGAAACCGUGACACUUAAGGGUGCUUUCACACUUGGUUCGAUUGCCUGGACCGAACCAAAGUUCGAUUGUUCCCCCCUCCCCCUGCCCUCACAUUAUAUUAUUUGGGUCCGACCUGCAGUUCGUUUGCGUCAAAUUAGCAGCGGUUUACUCCGUUGCUUAGUAACGACAGCGCAGGAGAAGGUGGCAAAAUGCAUAACGUUGCUCCUCCCUUUUAUAUUUGUUUUUGAACCGUUGGUUUUGUUCAUCUGCCGAGAAUGUGGAACGCUGAAGACGAGCAGAAAUGAGAGGCUACACUACAGUUCUCUGCUUGCAGCAUGCGUCAAGCUCGUCAGGAAAGUGUGUUUCACUCAAACACGCAUUUUUAAAAUCAAAUAACACGGUAUUAAUAGCGGUUCACUUCCACCAUUUGGUAUGUUUGCGUUCAUAUCAGCAGCGAACCGUACCAGAGUUCACUUAAACUGCACCCCAGACCACCCUUUUUAAGUGGACUCAUGUACAAAUGGACUUUCAAUGUAGUUUGGGACAUGUUACUGUAAAUUUAAAUACAGCAAUACGAAGUGACCGUGAAAAACCACAAACUGCCAUUUUAUGGACUCUUCCAGUUCUCCGAGCAACUUUGAGAGCGCCUUCGACUCACGUCGCUGUCUGUAUGCAAAGUUUUCGCCAUAAAUAUCAGGGUUGGGAAAAUCCGGGCCAGUCUUCUCUGUUGGCCCCCCAGCGGCCACCUGCUCCCCGCCCAUUCACCCGAGUAUAAGUGUUGUGGCCCCACAGUGUGAAAUAUUGACCAGUUUGAGUUGAGAAAGCAGUGUUUACAUUGUAAAAUGGCAAGAAAGCAGAGAUGGCCUCCAGUCCUUUCCCAGAGAGACCAGGAACGGAGGGAGAAGCUAUCCUCACAUGUGGACGACACAACACUACGUGUCUGCAAGGCAGAAGCCUCCAAACAAGAACAGAGGAAGAUGAAGUUCUGCAAACCACAUUGGCCUCCUGUUAUUUCUGCGGAGGAAUGCGAGAAGAGAAGGUUUCGUGAGAGCCUGGAAGAUGGUUCUGAAGCCACCCCAUCCACAUCCAAGCAGUGGCCUCUAAAAAUGAAGACAGCCAAAGUGUCAAUUCCUCCAUGUGCGUCUUUGGCAGUGCUCCCUGCUCCACCAGCUGUGACUGACACGGCUCUUAAAAGAGUGCCAAGGGCCACAGCCUGGAGGAGGAGGAAGAGGGCUAUAGAAGAUAAGAAAGCCGUGAAGCAUGGCAGAGCCACGGCACGGAGAAGGGAUCCAAAGGGGUAUCCCUGCGGGCUCUGUGGAAAGCCCAAGAGACUGGAGUUUGGGCACAGCUUCUACAGAGGGAAACAUUUCUGUGCCACGGCUGCGGGAAGAUCUGUCUCUGACUGGCGGUCCGAGCAGAAGAGGUUAGCUGCUGCUGACAAUGUCAGGGAUGUUCCUCGGACCACUGCUUGGAGGAGGAAGAAGAGGGAGGAGGCCAUUGCUGAAGGUCUUUCAGAGAAGCAGGUAAAAGACCGCAAGAUAUUCACCUGCAGCCAAAGACCAAAGAGUACGGACACUCACGGGACGCUGGCAAGGCCUUCUGCAGCACCUAUGAGGGCAAAACUGUGGAACUUUGGUUGGCAGAGCAACGGGCCCUUGCUCCUGUUGAGUGAAGGACUUAAUAUUUAAUUCAUCUUCAUCUUUUAUUACCCUUGUUAAUUUUAUUAUACCGUUUCUGCUCUUAAUUUUUGUUUUAUUGUAAUAUUUAUAUUUAGUAUUUUUUACAUUUAUAUACGGUUUCUAAUUUAAGAACUAUUCAAGUACUAUUUAAUCUUUUAUCUUUGCUAAUUCUUAAAUAUUUUUUUUUUCUAAUUCAAUUUGUAUUUAGUUUACAUAUAUUAUAUAAAUGUUUCUAAUGUGAACUAUUUGAUGAAUCUAUUAUGUUAAUUUUAUUAUAAUAUUUCUAUUUGGUGUUUUAUUUACAUUUGUUACAAUUCUUCAAGGAACGCAACAAUCCGGGAGACGCCACACAACCGCUUCAUAACAAAACAAUUAAACUAAAGAAAAACAUGAAAUGUUCAGUAGUCAAUGUAGAUAAAGUCAGCGUGCGCAUGUAUCCCUUCUAGUCUUUACUGCACAACUGAUGCAGCUCAAUGUCUAGAGAAUACCCAUAAUGCACUGUGAGUCAUACGCUGAAUAAAGUCCCGUGUCUCGCCAGGAGAUGGCGCCUGCA
This is a messenger RNA of Megalobrama amblycephala (Wuchang bream), 2252 nucleotides long. RefSeq lists its product as uncharacterized. The transcript has 3 exons. Lineage: Eukaryota; Metazoa; Chordata; Actinopteri; Cypriniformes; Xenocyprididae. Bases 863 to 1708 code for a protein of 281 amino acids. The record is from RefSeq and is a predicted model, not a curated record.